Messenger RNA from Penicillium alfredii, 1500 nucleotides. RefSeq lists its product as uncharacterized. Gene Ontology annotation, biological process: transmembrane transport. The coding region runs from base 1 to 1500 and encodes 499 amino acids. The transcript has 14 exons. NCBI's taxonomy places the organism in Eukaryota, Fungi, Ascomycota, Eurotiomycetes, Eurotiales, Aspergillaceae. The record is from RefSeq and is a predicted model, not a curated record. Gene Ontology annotation, molecular function: transmembrane transporter activity.
AUGGCCGAAACAAGAUCUAUCUCAGCAUCGUCCUAUAAUAACGUGCCUGCGCAUCAUGAAAAGCGAUUAUGGUAUCGAACGACGUUCUUCAACGCUUUUGUUAUUGGAGGAGUUGGUUUUAUGGCGCCCGGUCUAUGGAAUGCAAUGAAUUCGUUGGGCGCUGGUGGUGCGCAGUCGCCGUUUCUAAUUAAUGCAGCCAAUGCAUUGGUAUUUGGCCUUAUGGGCUUCUUGUGUCUCUUCGGCGGACCCAUUGCAAACCGUAUCGGCCUGAACUGGACCCUACUGUUGGGCGCCGUUGGCUACCCGAUCUACUCGGCUGCAUUGUAUACGAACAAUCGCUACGGUAAUGUUUGGUUUGUCCUCGUUGGAGCAGUAGCAUGCGGGUUGUCAGCCGGUCUUUUCUGGGCCUCUGAAGGUGCCGUGGCAUUAGGCUACCCGGAGCCAGCCAAGCGAGGCCGUUAUAUGAACAUUUGGCUUUGGUUCCGCACAGGCGGUCCCUUGGUAGGAGGGGCUAUUGUUCUUGCACUCAAUCACUCGGCUGAAGCGAAAGAUCGAGGCAAAGUUGGGUAUAAAACCUAUCUCAUCUUUAUUGCUUUGCAGUGCGUGGCUGUUCCAUUGGCGAUCUUCCUCUCGCCGCCAGACAAGGUCCAACGCAGCGAUGGGAGCAAAGUGAAGAUUGUUCUGCAGAGUUCAUGGCGUGCCGAGCUGCUGGAGCUCUGGAGACUAUCUUGCAAGAAGGAGAUCCUUUUGCUAAUACCAGUAUUCUGGGCAGCAUACUUCAACCAGUACAGCUCAAACUUCCAAACGUACUACUUUGGUGUUCGGGCGCGGGCUUUGACAGGCUUCCUCAGUACGCCAACACCCAUCCUUGCAUCUAACAGAUUCACUGACCCCGACAAAGGCUACUUUGCAACUCUAUUUUCUUCCUGGCUCAUCAGCCGAUUCCUAGACUACAAAGGGGUCUCAACGAAGAACCGGAUUACCUACAGCUUUUGCUAUGUGAUUGUUUUGCAUAUCAUAGCUUGGGUGUAUGGAUGGGUUGUCCAAGAAAAGUACACAGCAAACCCACCGACCUUCGACUGGACAGACAAGGGCUUCGUCGAGGGCUUUUUCGUCCUUGUGCUCUGGGAAUUUUCUCGGCAGGCCCUGCAAAACUGGCUGUACUACCUCGUUUCGACCAUGACCGACAACAUCUCGGAGCUGUCUCGAUUAUCCGGUAUUCUUCGUGGCCAAGAAAGCUUCUCUCAAGCGGUUUCAUUUGGUCUCAACACUCGCAAUUGGUAUGGAGGGCGAGUUCCUCUUGCUGUAAAUACGAUUUUGCUCGGUCUCGCGGUCUUCCCUACUUUGCUGGUUAUCAAGAACCACGUCCCUAUUGAACAUGACAAGAAUGCUUCUACAAAGCUCGAGAGUCGGGACGAAGAGGAAGGGGCCGUGCAGAAUAAUGUAGAAAGUGGCAAGGGCAAUUGUGUGACUGGGGAAACGGUUGCGACCAAGUCAUAA